GAAAAUAUCAGCGCAGCUUGCAAACGGUUACAAGUCCCACCACGUUGUAUUCUGCAUGUUUAAUGCCACUAGGUGGAGCUCUCACAGACAAACAGUGACUGAGGCAGCAUCAUAGUCCAGAAAUCCCACCUGAUGGAGCCACACUCAGAGAGCUGAUUCAAGCUUCCUUCAGUCAUGGCGGAGGAACCCGCAGCAGAAAUCCAGUUACUCAGAAGGCAGAAGACAAAGCUCAUAGAAAUUCUGAGUGCGGAUGCUGACUUCGUACUGCAGCACGCGGAUGCUGGCUGCUUGCUCUCUCUUCACGGCUACCAGCAGGUGAAAUCUUGUCGUGUUCCGAGUAAAAAGGUGACGGAACUUUUGGAUCUUAUCAUUCAAAGAGGUCCCGAUGCAGCACGAGGAUUGCUGCAACUCCUGAAGGGCCAGGCUAUGCAGGAAACCUUCCCAAUGCUUUGUUUUAUUAACGAUCUGCAGCUCAACACACUGUCUUCAGAAAUACCAGGAAAUAGACAACAAGGUGAUGAGUUAAAGGAAAUAAUCCCAGCAAAAAAAAUCUGCAAAAAGGGCCCCAGCUUAGUGAACGAGAAGCAGCUGAUGACUGUGGCUCGUGCUAUUGGCAGAUCUUGGAGGGAGAUCGGCCGAAUGGCUCUAAACAUCUCGUCUGUGAAGCUGGAGCAGAUCGAAGAGGAUCAUUCGCCGCAUGUGGAGCGAGUGUUCGCCAUGCUGCGUUACUGGCGAACGUGCCAGAGGGAGGAAGCCACUGCUGCUCACCUGCACUCCCUCCUCAGUCAGGACGACUGGGCGCUGCCGCCCGAAAGCAUCGACUGUCUGUUGGAGACCGACUGAGGCCUUCGCUGUCUGAGACUGAAAAUUCUCACCAGGAAUUAUUGUUUCUCACCAUAAAGACUCAUUUUAUAUCAGGAGAGAAACAGCACUGAGAUUUUACAACUUGAUGAAAUUACCCCACAGUGGGGUAACAUUUCCACCGCUGAGCAAGAGACCUUUGUUCACCUUAAACCUUUUAUAUGAUGGUGCAGCUGUCAUAGAGAAAUAGUAAAUGAUUUAUUUUAUUCUAUUUCUUUUUAAGAGGUGCUGUUAAGAGUGACUGUGGUGUUAUUUUUAUUCUCCUUUUAGAAAUUACACACACAAUGAAGCAGCGCUCAGUUCAUUGUAGUGUGUUCAGGGCAUUUAAGGAGGCAAAUAAAAUCAUAUUUCUCUCUU
Molecule: messenger RNA, 1218 nt
Organism: Stegastes partitus (bicolor damselfish)
Lineage: Eukaryota; Metazoa; Chordata; Actinopteri; Pomacentridae
Product: FAS-associated death domain protein
Exons: 4
Coding region: 175-843 (222 amino acids)
Biological process (GO): regulation of apoptotic process; signal transduction
Molecular function (GO): protein binding
Source: RefSeq, a predicted model, not a curated record